Molecule: messenger RNA, 1593 nt
Organism: Eucalyptus grandis
Lineage: Eukaryota; Viridiplantae; Streptophyta; Magnoliopsida; Myrtales; Myrtaceae
Product: UDP-glycosyltransferase 88F3-like
Exons: 3
Coding region: 1-1593 (530 amino acids)
Molecular function (GO): UDP-glycosyltransferase activity
Source: RefSeq, a predicted model, not a curated record
AUGACAGAGGAGAGAGGUGUAUGUUCGAGUGGACUUCCUGCGUCUGUGGAAAGGUCAGAGUUUGGCUUUUUUGACCAUUCCACUGGACUUCUCAAUUGUUUGGUAGACUGCUUAGAUGGCUUUCGCCCACCCGAUCCUCUCCUCUCCCUCAACGCAACACCACCAUCUUCCCCUCCUCCCCUCCCUUCCUCCGCCAAAAGAAUGCAAGAAACCAUAGCACUGUAUGCAGCCCCUGCUUUACACCACAUGGUGUCCAUGGUGGAGCUUGGGAAGCUGAUUCUGCAUCAUCGCCCACAAUUCACCCUCACAGUUUUGGUUGCAUCGAUGCCAGCAACGGCCAGCGCUAUCACCUCCUACAUCGAUCGAAUCUAUUAUGAGACCAAUCUUCCUAUUUCCUUCUUCCAUCUCCCUCCCGUCCAUUUACCAGAGUCCCUCCAAAACCAAGUAGAUGCUGCUUUCGAAUUUAUGCGUCUCAACAUCAUGGGUGUUCGAGAUGCCCUCCAAAGCAUCUCUGCUGACUGCGCAGUUCGCGCACUUAUAACUUCAGCCUUCCACGUUCCACAUCAUUUUCUCAACAUUCCAACUUACUGUUACUUCACCUCUUGUGCUUCUGUUCUUUCUUUCUUCUUGCAGUUGCCUGCCAUCCACGAUCAGACAAGCAAGAGCUUUGGAGACUCGAAGGACACCCUCCUGCACUUACCGGGCCUUCCUACCAUGAGAGCCUCUCUCCUACCUGAACCAUUACUUGAUCGCAAUGCUUCCGCCUAUCGUCACUUCCUUGAUUUUGCUCGAUCUUUGCCCAAAUUUCAUCGGCUUAUAGCUAACACCUUUAACUUGCUUGAGCCAGAUGCAGUCAAGGCUGUUGCAGAUGGUGUUUGUGUUCCAGACGGCAUGACUCCACCUCUCUAUUGUAUUGGGUCACUGAUAGCAGAUGCAAAAGAUCGUACUAUUGGCAGUGUCGCUUCGCUGGAAGCAUCAACAAUGCCUGUCAAUGAAUGUUUGUCCUGGCUAGACUUGCAGCCAAGAAGAAGUGUUGUCUUCUUGUGUUUUGGCAGUCGGGGUGCAUUUGCGAGUGCGCAAGUGAGGGAGAUUGCUCUUGGGUUGGAGAGAAGCGAGCAACGGUUCCUGUGGGUGGUGAGAAAUCCACCUCCAAGUAUUGCAACCAAGCCAGAUUUAGACCACCUUCUGCCUCAAGGGUUCUUGGAAAGGACUCGGAACAAGGGUCUAGUAAUGAAGUCUUGGGCACCGCAAGCUGCCAUACUUAAGCAUGAAUCAGUGGGGGGGAUUCGUGACUCAUUGUGGGUGGAACUCGGUGUUAGAAGCAAGCAGCGCAUGAAUGCCGCCAUCCUUGUGGAGAAAAUGAAGCUGGCGGUGCCGAUCAGCGAGUCGAUAUGGUCAUAUGAAAAAGGAAAAGAAGUGGAAUUCAUUGUUAGUGCAGAGGAAGUGGAGAAAAGGGUAAGGCAGUUGAUAAUGGAGGUGAAUAUGAGAGAGAGGAGCGCCGAGAUGAAGGAAAGAGGCAUCGCGGCUUGGACUGAGGGCGGAUCCUCCUUCUUAGCAUUGUCCGAAAUGGUGGGUUCAUGGAAGCAGGGCUAA